UAUGGCAGUCUUUACUUCGUUCGUUUUCGUUUUUGCUGUUUUUGCUACUGUCACUACAACCAAUGCGCUUCCUAUAUGGGAGCACCAUGGCCAAGUUCAACGGCGCUCUCCGGAAUCGCAGAAAGAUAGAAUAACUAUGGGGUUUGGCAUCGCGAUCGCUAUCAUCGUCAUCGCAACACUCGUUUUCUAUUUAGGUCUUCGGCGUGGUCAGACGGGAACAUGGCUUUGGUGGCGGACUCGUGCUUCUGAGAGUCUACCCAAGCCCACAAGAUCACUGGAGUCAUAUUCCCGCUCAGCCUCUCUUAAUUCCGCGAAACUCUCAAGAAGCAAGAGCAAUCAGUCCAUAUCAACCAUCAGCAUCUCAACACCCGAACCCGUCCACAUAUCUACGUUCCCCAUAGUCAGUCCCGUUCAAGAAGAUUUUCCGCGAGAUCGCCAAUCUUCGCAACACCAACCCGAAAGCGUCCCCCGCGUACACGCAAGACCUACAGUAUUUACGCACAAGGUUUACGAACUGCGCGAUUCCGUCCCCACGAUGCCCCCCAGCAUCGCAAAACCAACAAAAUCUUCCGAACGUAUGCGAAACACUUAUCUACUGGCACGAAGCACGCAAGACAUGAGACGAAGCCGCUAUCUAAGCGUUCGCAGACCCAAUGUCCCGAAAACGACCAACCCCCCCGCGAAAGAACAAAGUCGGAAGGUUAGUUUCGACGAGUGGAGGAGCGAGUAUGCACCCAGCCGCAGCGGCACAAUAGUGCAGCAACCUAGUCGCACGAAAUCGCCUCAGCCAUGGCUCUGCGAAAAUACAGCGGUGGUGCUUGAUAAAGAGGUUGAGUUCGCGAUCUUCGAAUUGGAUGAGGAUAACGAGAUGGGAGUCGGAUCAAGGCCUUGUAGCAGGUCGUCUCAAGAUACUUUAGUAACGCCUGUUUCGCCACGACUGUUACCAACGGGGGAGAAAGAAAUGGAAUGGCCUAGCCCACCUGGUUCACUUCAGUAUCCACAGCCGCUACUCAUCAGACUAAGGUCAAUGAUAGGGGAGUGUGAUGACGAGUGGGAGUGCUCGAGUACAACUGACAUAGAAGAAUGUUCUUCGAGUGACAGCGACUGCUGCAGCGACGAGGAAAGUGACGAGGAAGAUCACGAUGAGUUCGAAUAUGACGUCAAGUUUGAUUUUGAUAUCCAAGCUAUCGAAGCCGGGGUUGCUCAAAGGACUGAAUCUUGGGUCAAAAAUGAUUUUCCCAGUGGCAUGGUGGCGUUCGAGGAGGGUAUUGAUGCAGAAGACGAAGAAAAAGAGGGUGUCGAGAAGGAUCGCUACCAUGGAACUGUCAAAGCUCAGAGUGCAAAGAUAGUCGGAUGCAUAGAGCCGCUGAAAGAGUCGACAGACGAUGACAUUUCGUCAGAACAUCAGUCACAUUCACUAAGCCGCAGCGAGGAAAACAUGGACUGGACAGGCAUCGAGUGGAUUAAAAGGGUGUAUACACGAAGACAGGGUAGCGACACAAGUUUCCUGAAGGUGAAUUAG
Molecule: messenger RNA, 1522 nt
Organism: Periconia digitata
Lineage: Eukaryota; Fungi; Ascomycota; Dothideomycetes; Pleosporales; Periconiaceae
Source: the annotation of a GenBank genome assembly